Xenopus laevis (African clawed frog) is the source of this 3632-nucleotide messenger RNA. It is a transcript of the gene etnk1.S, whose product is annotated as ethanolamine kinase 1 S homeolog. The coding region runs from base 136 to 1218 and encodes 360 amino acids. Gene Ontology annotation, molecular function: ethanolamine kinase activity. Lineage: Eukaryota; Metazoa; Chordata; Amphibia; Anura; Pipidae. Gene Ontology annotation, cellular component: cytoplasm. Gene Ontology annotation, biological process: phosphatidylethanolamine biosynthetic process. The record is from RefSeq and is a predicted model, not a curated record. The transcript is spliced from 8 exons.
GGAGGGCGGGGCUUAAGGGGGCUAGUGGAAUUUUCCAUCUGAGCCGCUUAUUAUAGAGCCGAGCCCGAGAGUCUCCUCUGUGUCCCGCUGUCUCCUCCGUCUCUCUCAGUCUCACGUCAGUCUCACGUCAGUCUCAUGGCCAACUACAUCCACGUCCCCUCCGGCUGUCCCCACGUGCCCAAGAUCGACUUCACCGUCAUCGACUCCGGAUACCGGGACGGGGCCCUGCGGCUGCUCCAACAGCUCAGGCCCAAAUGGAAACCGGAACACGUCACUACCCAGCUUUUCACAGACGGAAUAACCAACAAGCUGAUUGGCUGUUUCCUGGGCGACACGAUGGAGGACGUGGUGCUGGUGAGAAUCUACGGCAACAAAACUGAACUUCUGGUGGACAGAGAGGAGGAGCUAAAGAGUUUCCGGGUUUUGCAGUCGCACGGCUGCGCCCCCCAACUGUACUGCACCUUUAAUAACGGCCUGUGCUACGAGUUUAUGCAGGGGGAGGCCCUCGACCCACAACAUGUCUGUAACCCCACAAUAUUCAGGCUGAUCGGGCGGCAGUUGGCCAAGAUCCACGCUAUUCACGCCCACAACGGCUGGAUCCCUAAAUCCAAUUUGUGGGUUAAGAUGAGGAAAUAUUUCUCCCUGAUUCCUACAGAGUUUGAAGAGGAGACAAUUAAUAACAGAUUCCAACGGGACGUCCCCAGCCCCCGAGUUCUGGAGGAGGAGAUGUCGUGGAUGAAGGAGGUUCUGUCCAAUCUGCAGUCGCCGGUGGUUCUGUGUCACAACGACCUCCUGUGUAAAAACAUCAUUUACAAUGAGAAGAGAGGGGACGUUAAGUUCAUUGAUUACGAAUAUUCCAACUACAACUACCAGGCCUACGAUAUCGGCAACCACUUCAAUGAGUUUGCAGGAGUGAGUGAGGUGGACUACUCCCUGUACCCUGGCCGGGAGUUGCAGAUUGAGUGGCUCAGGGCGUAUCUGGAGGCCUACAAGGAGCACAAGGGCUUCAGCUGUGAUGUGACUGAUAAAGAAGUGGAGGUUCUCUAUGUGCAAGUCAAUCAGUUUGCGCUGGCUUCUCAUUUCUUCUGGGGUCUCUGGGCCUUAAUUCAAGCAAAAUAUUCCAAAAUCAACUUUGAUUUCCUGGGUUACGCCAUCGUGCGCCUCAACCAAUACUUCAAAAUGAAACCCGAGGUGAUGGCGCUGACCCUCCCCGAGUAGCGGCGACCUCCAGGGUCCGACUCCUCCAAACUGGAUCUUAUUUCUUUCGGAAUCUCGUUCUGGGAAGAACAUGGGAACGGAGCGUCCGGCGUGCGCUUCCUUGUGACAUAAUAUCAUUUUUAUUUGAAAACCUGCCUUUUUAGAGAGAGCCUUUAAUCCCAGACUAACUGUCAGCUUUGAGGAGCGCGAGGGGCGGGGCCUGUGGCUCCUCCCUGGUUUUAUCAUCAGAAAAGAAGAUUUUACUUAAAUUAUUGAAAGAGAAUUGAGUAGCGACCCGCCUUCUGCCCCCUCCCAUAUACAUUGGCCACGCCUCUUUUCCCUGACAUUUCAAGUGUACGGGGCCCCGGGCCCUUCACUACGUGAAUAUAAUGUGAAUCUACUAAUAACCUCAGUGUAGCGCCCCCUGUCCCACAUGUUGCCCCCACACUUUCCAUGAGACGGGGCAGAACCCAGGGGGUGAACACUUUGCCUGGAAUCUUCUCACAUUAACCUUUUCCUUCCUGACGGUGCCUGAAGCCGACUGUGAGGCUUGGGGGGGGGGGUUCCCUUUAUAUGAAUGUCACGGUGCAAUUCAAGGGAAAGGGACAUUUACCAAGAGAUUUUCUAUUUUUCUGCAUUUCUAUGACGUCUGAAUCCGCUUUGCCCUGCGCGGGGCAGGUAGUGACGCGUCGGCUUCUGAUUGGGGAGUAAAAGAGUUAAAUUUCCCGCAAUCGACUCCGGCGCUGAAACUGUCGCUGAAUGGAGCAUGGGGUUCAAUAGACGUGGAGUCCGAUUCCCUGGCAGAUUUAUCUGGUUGGAGUGAAUUUCCCCUUUAAUCCUCAUGUUGAAAACAUCCGUGUGUCCAGUCGCUUGUGUGGGUGCAACUGUGUAGCAGCGGCUGUCUGUAGUGUGACCAGCCCCAUAGACUUCUGUUUGUUUUAUUUCAUCCUCAUCAUUCAGACGGGGACUAAAGAGAAUAAGGGGUGCACUGUCACAUGAGCCAGCCCCCCAGUACCCGUAUAAUCCGUAUUCCCAUGAUCCUCCUCUGGCGCCACUGGAAAUGAGUGUAAAAGGCGAGAGACCAAAGCAAAACUCCUGGCGCAUGUUGUACAUGGGGGGGGGGUGUAAUGCAUAUAAUGCGACUAACCCCCCCCCCCCACAGAUGGUAUCGCCUCUCACCUUUGUGUAACCAUUGCUUUAAAAUGAAGAGUUUUUUUUGUUCUCUAAACAAAAAUGUGUAAUUGUAUUGGGAGUGGGGGGGUUAAGACUCAGCACUUGGCACGAGACCCCCCCUGUAACCAAAAUGGCGAACGUCUUUCAUCCUCUCGGGGGUUAAGCACUUUACUUACGGCACAAGCGGUGUUUCCAUGGAAACGCCGAGACACAAUUGUGUGUUAAUUGCACAGAAAACUGUGAAGUUGUGACCUGUAUAUAGAACACGGACACAAACCCUCUGUACUGUACUCUGGAAUUAAACUCUAUGUAAUCCAAUGGCAUAUUCUAAGCAGCUUUUCAAUUGGUCUUCAUUAUAUAUGGGUAUAUUGUCUUUGCCUCCCUCCAGCUUCCAGUGUGGGUCACUGACCCCGGCAGCCAAACCCCUAUUGCUUAUUGUUACUUCUUAUUCCUGUCUAUUCAGGCCUUUCAAUCACCCCACUGCUUGGUUGCUAGGGUAAACUGGCCCCUAGCAACCGGACAGCUGCUGAAACUCCCAAAUGGACUCCUUAAAAACCACACAUUACAAAUGAAGACCAACUGCAAAUUGUCUCAGAAUGUCAUUGUCUGCAUCACACUUAAAGGGGACCUGUCCCUUUGCAUUUAAUAGCCAGUGGCCCUCCUGCAGUUUUUCGACCUUUUGUACAGCAGUGUCUGGUGGGGCAGUUACCAGAGACCCCGGUAGCUACUGGGUUGCCAGUUUGGUACCAGUUCUCUGGAUGCCCCACGUUGGUAUCAGAACAUCAUUAUAUGUCUUAAAGGGACCCACUAUGUCUAGGGAGGGUGCAGUUCCCCUUUAACUUCCUAUAACUGCUCAGAGUAACAUAUAAAUGACAUGUAUGAACUGUAGUUGUACUGACCAGAGAGCCUUAUUAAUGUGCAUGGGGGUGCAGGGCUGGGAGCUGCCAUACUGCUUCAUUUAACCUCGCGUGUAGAUAUAACAGGGGCCCCUAUAGAAACCUUGUGAUGCACCAGACAUGAAGUAACUGGUUAAUGUUGUUUUUGUUCAACUACAACUCACAGCUGGUAGAAGGGGACGAGAUAGGGCUGUAAUGCUCUCUGGGGUCUCCCUUUGUGGCCCCUGCUCUGUCAUGUACCAUGUGAUGCCCCUGUGGCCCCUGAAUGACUUGUGCAAUGGCUGCUGCUCCCCCUGCUGGGAAGGAAUGUGACUGCAACUCAAUGUAAAUAUUUCUCUGCUGAAUAAUAAAACGGAUCUGACUCCU